AUGUUCUCAAUCUUCAAAGCUGCUACAGUCCUCGCCCUUGUGGCCGUGGCGUCCGCUGACGACAUCUUGGACUUCUUUAAAGGCACCGAGUCGCUUUGCGAUGCUGAUCAAUCUCAACCAGGCCGCUGUUUGAGCGACGCCCACUUUCCCAAGCUCUACUGCACGGCGUGGCUGUGGGGGUCGGAAGGUCACCUAAUCACCAACAACCACUGUGUCCCGAACGAGAUCAAAGCCAAUCAGACCCGAGUCGAAUUUGGCUCCGAGUGCUCGACUUGUGCCGACCCCGACAAUAAUGUCAAAGGUGCCUGUAUUGGAGCGAUUGUCGCCAACAGCACCACGCUUGUGUUUACCGACAAAUCGUUGGAUAUGACACUGCUCAAGUUGAAUUUGAACCCUGGUGUGAACUUGACCCAGUACGGGUACUUGCAAUCCCGCGCCGUGAACGCCUCGUUGGACGAACAAAUCUACAUCCUCGGCCACCCCCAAGGCAAUCCGAAACGUAUUUCGUACUUGAACGACGACGGCCAGGCUGUCCGCAUCACCAACACGUCCGCGGAAUCCAAAUGCUAUGAGCAAGACACUUUGGGGUACAACGUCGACACGGAGCAUGGAAGCUCUGGCUCCCCCAUCGUGGGCGUCCAUGAUAACGAGGUCGUGGGGUUGCACAACUGCGGGGGUGCGGAAUCAAUGGUCGUAACACCGGCAACAAGAUGACCAGCAUCGUCGCCCUCUUGAAGUCUCACAACUUGUUGCCCAAGGACGCGGUAGCCGAUAACCGCUGCUAAGUGUUUGUUCGGGUUUACUCGUGGUUGAGUGCUUUGUUCGUACUACAGUAACGUAAAAAACCAAUUUAAG
Molecule: messenger RNA, 855 nt
Organism: Aphanomyces astaci
Lineage: Eukaryota; Oomycota; Saprolegniomycetes; Saprolegniales; Verrucalvaceae
Exons: 2
Coding region: 1-714 (237 amino acids)
Source: RefSeq, a predicted model, not a curated record